Arthroderma uncinatum is the source of this 1935-nucleotide messenger RNA. RefSeq lists its product as uncharacterized. Gene Ontology annotation, molecular function: mRNA binding. The transcript has a single exon. NCBI's taxonomy places the organism in Eukaryota, Fungi, Ascomycota, Eurotiomycetes, Onygenales, Arthrodermataceae. The record is from RefSeq and is a predicted model, not a curated record. The coding region runs from base 1 to 1935 and encodes 644 amino acids.
AUGAUGGGCACUGCGCAUCCAAACCAGGCCGGCGUCGCUUUUGAAAACGCCCUCCAGCGCAGAGACUCGCACUCCGCCGGCCUCCCUCGUCUCUCCCUGGCCACGUCCAAGGCCAUGUCUGUCUCACAGAGCGGCCUGUCCUCAGAUAUCUUCUCGAGCACCUCGCAGGCUGCGAAUCUGCCUACCUCCAUGCCCUACGCCAUCACGCCCAUCGGGAAGCCGUCCAGCUUCGACUCGAGGACCCCCGUCUCAGCCCGUCUGGGACAACAGCUCUCGACCAGCUCGAACGGCUCUAACAUGGGAAACGGGAGUGGGAUGCAGCAGCAGCAGCAGCAGCAGCAGCACGGAGGAGCCACCGCUGUUCGCAUGCGACUGCUGCCACGAAAUACCAGCUACGAAGCGCUACGGAGCAUGCUGCUGUUCGCAAAGAACCUGGUCGAUGCAGAAUUUAUACCGAACGAGUAUUCAGAAGACUCGUCCUUUCUCACUGCAAUUGCGUUGUUCGAGACCAGGACUGCCGCCGAAGAGGCUCAGGCGAUGCUGAACGGGAAGCCCAACUCGACAAACGACGCCAAUAUGAUCGUUGAGAUCGUGUCUGCGUGUCCUACGACGUCUGCGAUGAUAUCUCGUCGCAAUACCAUCGACCAUCUGCCUCGCUCCAUGACCAUGCUCUCUCCGACCUCGCCUCAUCCGUUCAUGCCUCCGCCGUCUCGUAUGAUGUCUCGUCUGGAUGAUAUACACUCCCUCGACACCGCGCUGGACAGCUCGUCCAUCAGCAAGCCAGCUACGACAAACGGUGAACUCCCGGCGCCCGAUACGGGCUCACGGAUACACUCCAUCUUCUCCUCUCAGUCGCCCGCAGGAAACGGGAUGAACGACCGCCCGCGUGUCUCUGGAAAAUCAGUCAUCGAUCAGGACGUCGACGAAGACACCGGCGAACUCCUCAAGGACCCCAUUGCAUACGCACGAAACGGCCCGUCAGGCCAUAUGGGCCUGCAGCGCCGCUCGACGAACCCCCAGCUCCCCAUGUCGCAAUUCUCCAAUCUCUCUUUAACGACGACCAUGUCCUCCCCUCCUCUCCCUCCCUUCAGCGCUGGCACCGGGACGCCCGCCACGAGGAACAUGCCCACGCCUACCAGCGCAGUAUCAACCUUCAGCGGCAGCGGUUCAACGACCCCUUACCACCAGCUGCAGUUCCACCGCCUCAACUACCCGCCCGUCAAUCCGGCCGACCAGAACCCUCCCUGCAACACCCUGUACGUCGGCAAUCUGCCCCCAGACACCUCCGAAGACGAGCUCAAGGCCCUCUUCUCGCGCCAACGCGGCUACAAACGAAUGAUCUUCCGCCAAAAACCCAACGGCCCCAUCUGCUUCGUCGAAUUCGAAGACGUCUCCUUUGCAACCAAAUGCCUAACAGAACUCUACGGCUACGAACUCUCCAACAGCGUCAAGGGCGGCAUCCGCCUCAGUUUCUCCAAAAACCCUCUUGGCGUCCGCAACGGCCAACCGGGAAGCAUCCAUCCUGCCAAUUCCAUGAGCUCUCCGGGACCAGUCUCCGGCAUCAACAACAGCUCAUCAACAGGCAUGGGACCGGUCCGGUUCUCAACAGCCAACGGCCCACCACCCGGUCUCAGCGCCCCGCCCGGUUUACCCAUGCCAAUGCCAAUGUCUAUCCCGACAAAUAGCUCAGGCAUGGGUCCGCCACAGCAGGUCCAGGUCCUUAAUGCCUCGCAAUUCAACGGCCUGGGGCUAGGGUUAAACCAUAACGCUAAUGCCAUGGGAUCAAUGAGGCCCGGAACCGGUCCGGGUGCUGGUCCUGGUGCGCAGAUGAAUAUGGGCGUCGGCGUCGGCGUGGGCAUCGGGUCGCCGACGGCAGGGAACAUGGGCGCCAUCAACAACGGCGGCUCGUACCCUGACUAUAUGAUGGGGAGAUAG